AUGCUGCGCAGUAGCGCGCAACGCAACGGCGCCAACACCGUCCACUCCCCGUGCACGCCGCGCGGCGGCACGGCCGUGCUCACCCGCGGCAGGCGCCGCCACCUCCGCCGCUUGCGCAGCAACGCAAACAAGUCCCCCGAGGAGGAAGAGCGAGGCGGAGGCGACGCCAACGCUCUGUCCGGCGUGCUCCCCAGCAGGAGCGUGCUGCUGCGGGCCGGCGCGGUGGUCUUCGCCCUCGGCUUCGUCGACGCCGGGUACAGCGGCGACUGGUCUCGCAUCGGCGCCAUCACCAAGGACACCGAGGAGCUGCUCAAGCUCGGCGCCUACGCCGUCGUGCCUCUCUGCUUGGCCCUCGCACUUGCCGUGCCCGGUGACAGCGGCGGUGAAUCUUAACUGAGUUACAGUGUAGUACUACUUGAUUAUGCUCGGUAUUCGUCUACGUCGGUACGAGUCAGUGCCUUAACUGAGUUACAGCAUUUGAGCGGCACUCGACGCUGUUGGGAUCAUCACUCGUGAUGCUGGUGCACGUCGAUAAGAUCAGUGUCGUUCUAUACUUUGUUCAGUUAGAACGGUUUCUUUUGCCGGCGUAAUCCCUCCCUCCAUAAAAGCUUUUGUUAUGAAACUA
This is a messenger RNA of Lolium rigidum, 625 nucleotides long. RefSeq lists its product as uncharacterized. NCBI's taxonomy places the organism in Eukaryota, Viridiplantae, Streptophyta, Magnoliopsida, Poales, Poaceae. Bases 1 to 393 code for a protein of 130 amino acids. The transcript has 2 exons. The record is from RefSeq and is a predicted model, not a curated record.